Messenger RNA from Vanessa tameamea, 4742 nucleotides. RefSeq names its product HIF prolyl hydroxylase (gene Hph). The coding region runs from base 46 to 1461 and encodes 471 amino acids. The transcript is spliced from 7 exons. Gene Ontology annotation, biological process: cellular response to hypoxia. Gene Ontology annotation, molecular function: peptidyl-proline dioxygenase activity; ferrous iron binding; L-ascorbic acid binding. NCBI's taxonomy places the organism in Eukaryota, Metazoa, Arthropoda, Insecta, Lepidoptera, Nymphalidae. The record is from RefSeq and is a predicted model, not a curated record.
GACAGUCGUAAGGGCCGGCCUAGCACGAAAUAUUUCAGAAUCAGAAUGAAUCAAGAAGGCGUACUUGCUUGUUGCGCCGUUUGUAACCAGCAGACUCAUCGGAGAUGUGGUCGGUGUCUUAAUAUUUAUUAUUGUAACACAGAACAUCAAAGACAGGAUUGGAAAAGACACAAAAGUGAAUGUGCACCAAAGUUACAAAAGCAGAGCUUACAAAACGACAAAGCUAUAAAACCAUCUUCUCAUAAAGAUAAAGAAUUAAAGGUAGAUGAGAAAAAAAGGAUAAAUAUUAACACUUCAGUGGAUAACAAUAAUAAAGAAGAAACGAUACUAGUAGGCAACGAAGUGAGACGAUUAAAAAAAUCUAAAAAGAAAACCUUUAAAAAAGAGGGUAGUGACAUUGCUAGUGAUAAUAUAAAUACCUCGCAAUCUGUAGAGAUUAUAACUCAUAAUAAAGCAAACUUAAAAGACAAUAGUGUAAUUUCAAGUGUCGUAUAUAGUAAUAAAAACAUUGUUAAAGUUAGUGCCAUAACUCACGAGGGAUCUUCAGAACAGGAAAUAUUGAGUGAAAAAGCUCAACAAUUGGGUACAGUGGAUUUUUCUACUGCAAGUACGUCUAAUGUUUUGAAGGAGGUAAAUAAAACUGAUGUAAAAAUGCCAGCUAUACCUAGUGAGCAGCCUCCUAGGAUGAGAGAAUACCCUGAAGCUUCUCUCAGAGGUAGCGGUGCACCCUUCAACAACAUGAUGAACAGUUACUACAUGGACCCAAGUGAUCCCAACUAUGAAAUUUGUCAAAGAGUUAUCAGGGACAUGACUCAGUAUGGUGUAUGUGUGUUAAAUAACUUCUUAGGCAAGGAACGAGGACUCUUAGUAUUAAAUGAAGUUCUAGAAAUGUACAGAUCGGGAAUAUUCACAGCAGGUCAACUAGUCUCAAAUCCAGGCAGUACAGAAGCUCAGACGAUACGGAGCGAUCGCAUCACGUGGAUAGAUGGCAAGGAACCCCACUGCUUCCACAUAGGACAGCUCAUCAAUCAAGUCGAUAAUAUAAUACUGACGGCGAACAAAAUGGUCAACAACGGAAAAAUGGGAAACUACAUCAUUAACGGUAGAACAAAGGCAAUGGUGGCCUGCUACCCAGGAUCUGGCAGCCAUUAUGUGAAACAUGUAGAUAACCCGAAUAAAGAUGGCCGAUGCAUAACGGCAAUAUACUACCUAAACCUUGAUUGGGACGUCAAGCGAUAUGGCGGUUUACUUAGGGUGUUCCCGGAAGGUACGAAUCAAGUGGCAGACAUUGCGCCGAUCUUCGACAGAAUGCUUUUCUUCUGGUCAGAUAGAAGAAACCCACACGAGGUACAACCUGCGUACGCAACUAGAUAUGCAAUUACAUUGUGGUAUUUCGAUGCUCAAGAACGAGAAGAAGCAGUUAGAAAAUACAAACGCGGGCAACCGUCGUCGAGCAAGUGAUGUUGGGUGCGCGGUGGCCGGCGCGUCGCGUGCUCGUAGCGAACUGCCACUAGUUACAGGUCAUACACAUAGAGUGCUCACACACGACCCGCGCCGUGGCCGAGUCGAUCGAACGAUGGGUAGCGCAACUCGUAGUCUAUGGUUGCUGAGAUGACAAUGUGAUAAAGUGAUGAGCUUAGAAGCCGGUGUAAAAAGUUAUCGUAUUUUUAAUAUUAACGAAUAAAUUAAAAUGUUAAUUGUAAAAGAAAAUACAAAAACUUUUAAACAUAAAACCAGAUAAAUUUUAGUAAAAUCCAUCCAGUAUAUGAUGACGUCAUCAAAGAAUUUGUUGAAAUCUCUCAAUGUAAAAUAAUAAGGAUUUUUUUUUAAUUAUUUAAACACAAGUCUUGAACAAUAUAAAUGUGUAUUUAUAAAUGAUUUAUCUUGGUUUUGUGCUUUUUUUAAUAUUAGAAAUGUCGAAAAAGUUUAUGAAACCAUAAACCGGCCUACAAUUUAAAUAUAUCAAAUGUAAAAAAUCGAUUCUUGUUGAAAUUAAUUGUUUUCAUUUCAACCGUUGUAAUAUAUUUUCUAGCAGUAGCUUAAAAUAAUUUAAGUUGAUUCUUAAGUAUUAUGAGUCAUUCAUUGCAAUUCUUAGUUGAGCCGAUACACUGAUGUCUGUUAUAUUUUUAAUCGACUAUUUAUAUAUACAUUUAUACAUACAUUUGUUCAUUGUUCCAUUCGUUCAAAUCGUUCUUCUGAUUGUAAUAAACUUGUAUAUCGACACAUGGAAAUCUUUCAUAGUAUCCACCAAUGGACAAUACGUGGAAUAGUAGAGGAAUAAAAAAAAAAAACCAGGCAAAUGUCAAACAUACUAGUAUUAUAAACAUCUCCUGCACCCAGUUAACACAAUCACUGUCAUUAAGUCAAUAAUUUAAAACAUUCAUAGCAUUAUAGAUUUCGUUUAUAAUUUGUUUGUAAUGUAAAUGAUGAAAUUUUUCUUUUUUUGUUAUUUCAUGAAAUUAAAAAUUAACUUAUUCAAAUUUGUACGUCCUCUUCCAUUUUAAAAUAAUUUGUGGUCUCUUCAAAGGUGUCAGUUGUUGCCUCUAGAAUUGACUCUUGACUUUCCUGUGCUUUCCUCUUUUCGGAGCAAACAAUGUCUUCCUCGUAAGCUUCUAGCCGUCUCUUACCCAAGACUACAUUUCUACCCUGGUGUUGGAUACGCUUUGCUAGAUCGUCUAAGUGUCUUGCUAAUGUUGCUACAUGAGCAUCUCUUGCUGCUGUGUACAAGGAACGACCGAUAUAUACAUCGCGUACCUCUCAAAUUUCAAUAGUCCCACACUUUUCCUCCAGCUCAGCUUUGCAGGGUAAAUGAGUCUAUAUCCCUCUAGGAUGUUAGACAUCAGCUCUGCCCGUGUCAUCUUAUCAGUGGCUAGGCACUUUCAUCCCAUAUAGAAAGUAAGACUUAAUUGUCAUCAUAAGUGAAUAUGCCUCUGUCAGCUGCGAGAUCAGCUCAAUGAGAAAGUUAAAGCCCCAACACUAGAUUGCCUCGGGUUUCUGUGUGUGAAGCAGUAUAAGAACGUCAGAUAAUUAAUAUUGGGCAUCUGAUGUGCCCUGACUAAAUCUCUUUGCAACAUAGGAGGACACCACUUUAUAGCUGAUCUACUCCAAUUAGCGCUAUAGUAACGUAAAAGGGCAUAAAACAAGACAUCAGUCAACCUCUUUAAUUUGUAAUUUGGAACCUCACGAUCCGUCGGUCGACUAUCGAGUCGAAAUUCUUGCGAGAACACGAUUCUGUAAGUGAGAAUCAGCAAUUCUAUAAUUAUCACUUCUCUGAGCCAUCAAUACCCUCGGGACCUUGUAUUUUCUAGCUUCGUUUGCGGAGAUAGCUGGCGGGUAUUUUUGAUUGAGCAAUAUCAUCGUGCUAGCGAGAGGAUUUGGAUCUUUGGUACACUUAAAACUCCUUUCUGUCAGCUUUGUAUGGUACAUUUUCUUUUCUUUCAUCAUAUGGGACAUCUUUAAUAUAAUUUUAGAUGCCCCAAUGAAUAUUGUCUUUAUACCCUCUGCCUUUUCCGUGUUUUCCAUGUUAUUAAUUUUCAAAGAAAGGAUCUGUUCAUACUCAUGUGAGGUUUAUAACUUAAGACUGAAUAAAAUUUCAAUUCAAUAUAGUUAGAGAUUUUCUGUUAUAUAGCUAUAUUUAUUGUUGUAUUAAUUUUUACUGUAUAUAACAACUUAUGUAGUGAAAUUUGAUUUGUAUCAGUAAGGCUCAAAGCCAGUAUUCCUCUAGUGAAUAAUUAUUUUGAAUAUUAUUAACUAGUAACGACUUAAUCAGAUAAAUGUAUCGGUUUGUCAAAAUUAAAGUUAUAAGUGUGUUCGAUUUAAUUUAUAUCUGAAGUUGUAUAAAUCACGAUUUUGUUAUAUUUGUCAUAAACUUUUAAUGAUUAGAAAAUAAAAAGAAUUAUGUAAAAUUUGUUAGCUGUGUAACUGCCAACAGACUUAUAUAUUUUUUAUUUUGUUCCAAUCUGUCGUUAUAAAGAAAAACUAAAAACUUGUGUCUUUAUUGUAAUUAUAGCGAAAAAAAUUACUUGUCUACCAAUUCUUAUUUUGUAAAUAAUUAUAAAAUGGAUUUUAUUUAGAUUGUUUGUGCGAAUAAUAAAAAAAAUGUAUAAAGUGUUUGGAACCAAUAUGAGAAAGAAAACUUUGUCUUUCUAUAUAAUCUCGAUUAUUGACAGGUCUUUAAAAGUAUAGCCUCCUCUUUCUCACGUGUGUGGUUAAAAAAGGAUAGCAGACAAGUCAUUUUAAAUGUUGUCACGAGCAUUGAGUGUAGCCAGGUAGGAUAAGUUAACUAAUUAUCAAAUAUUAAUUAUUCUCAUCAAAGUUAAUGAAAAUGUUUAACGCCAAGCUAUCUCUCUUCUCACUCUCUCGGCUAUUUCGAGAAUAAAGUCCCGGCUACACUUACGGACACCAUGUGCAGCAGAACAGUACUUUUGUAAAUUUCAUUAUAAUUAAGUGUGUUGUUUACAAACAGUGUGUAAAAAAUAUAGUAUUGAAUUUUAUACAAAUAUAUUACAUAGGUACAUUUGUUAAGAUUAUAUUCCUACUUUAAAUUGUAAUUUUUAAGUAAUAUUGCUUUGUCAUGAAAGCGUUUUUAUUAUUUUGUGAUUUUAUAGCUUGUUAUAAAUAUUGUAAGAUUCAGUGUUGUCCAAAAAAACUGUUUUAUUUAUUAGCUUUUGAAACGAAUUAAAGUUAUUUCAAGUCAUAAAUUAAGUUGUGGACACAUCUGGUAUUAAAUUUUUCUUUUUAUA